CCCUCCACUGCUAACUUGUGUAUGUGUGUGUAGGGACCGUCCCAUUCUCAUUUUUUGUGUUUCUUCUUGACUCUUCAGACUCCAGCACUACUCUACUGGCAUUGUGCAUUGCUCUCCACGCAUGAAGAUUUAAUGCCAGAUUCUGAAACAAAACAGUGACAAAUCCACCGACUGACACAAUGACUGCAGUGAAUGCACCACGAGACCGGUACAACGCCGUAUGGAUCAUAUUCUUCAUUCUUGGGCUGGGAACUCUGCUGCCAUGGAAUUUUUUCAUGACCGCUACAGUGUACUUUACGAGUCGUUUGAAGAACCCUCACAUGAAUGGAGAACACAAUCAAACAGCCAAUGGGACGGUGGUGAUCGAGGGCGACACACGUAAUGUCCUAGAGUCCAAGUUCAAUAAUGUGAUGACCCUCUGUGCCAUGGUACCACUGCUGAUAUUCACCUGCCUCAACUCAUUCAUUCACCAGAGGAUUCCUCAGAAGUUGAGGAUCUCGGGCAGUCUCUCUGUCAUUCUCGUACUGUUUCUCAUCACAGCAGUGUUGGUAAAGGUAGAGAUGGCUCCCCUGCCAUUCUUUGCUUUCACCAUGAUCAAAAUCAUCUGCAUCAACUCGUUUGGUGCAGUUCUUCAGGGAAGUCUGUUUGGUCUGGCUGGUCUGCUCCCAGCGUCCUACACCACACCCAUCAUGAGCGGUCAAGGGUUUGCUGGAACGUUUGCGGCCUUCUCCAUGAUCUGUGCACUUGCUACGGGCUCUGCGUUACAGGACAGCGCCUUCGGCUACUUCAUCACAGCCUGUGUUGUUAUUCUCCUGGCCAUCGUUUCAUACCUCGCCCUGCCCAGAAUGGAGUUUUUCCAGUUUUACUCUGAAAGCAAUGGCUCAGUGCCCGUCACAGAUGAGGAAAACAAUAUGGACUUGCUGAAAUCUGAAAGUGCAGCAGAGAAGAGAGCAGUCGUCAGUCUGACUGAUGAAGAUAUCAGUCCCACAGUGUCAGUUUUUGCCAUCUUUAAACAGAUCUGGGUGAUGGCUCUUUCCGUGUGCUUUGUCUUCACAAUCACCAUUGGCACAUUCCCAGCUAUAACUGUAGAUGUCAAGUCUGCAGUGGCUAACGGGGGUGAUUGGGAAACAUACUUCAUCCCUGUUUCCUGUUUCCUCCUCUUUAACGUGAUGGACUGGGCCGGUAGAAGCCUCACCGCUUGGUGUAUGUGGCCUGGUAAAGACAGUAUCUGGCUCCCAAUCCUGGUGAUUGCUCGAGUCGUGUUUGUGCCUCUCUUCGUCUUUUGCAACGUGCAGCCCAGACACUACCUGCCCGUGUUUUUCGCUCACGACGCCUGGUACAUCAUCUUCAUGAUCCUCUUCUCCUUCAGUAACGGAUAUCUGGCCAGCCUCUGCAUGUGCUUCGGACCAAAGAAAGUGUCCCAGCAUGAAGCGGAAACUGCAGGGGCUAUCAUGGCCUUCUUCCUCUCUCUUGGUUUGGCUCUGGGAGCCGCAUUAUCCUUUGGUUUCCGUGCCAUGAUAUAAAACCCUGGCCGAGUUCUCAGUACAAAGAAGAUGACAAACUUAAUCUCCUCCUAGUUACAUACUGACAUGGAUUCAUAAUGGUGUCGAACCACAGAGCCUGAGAGAAGAUUUCUUUAACCUACACGUACAUCUGUUGCAUUUUUUGCUGUUAGUACGGGCCACCUAUCUGUGCUUCCAGCUUACUUUUGUCGCUCUUGUGUGUGUCCUCUCCAACAAGCUACUAAUGCAACUGGAAUAGACAGUUUUCACCGGUGGAUGAAAAGAGGAUCCCUCUUCAUCAACAUUUUGUAUUCUUGAGCCACUACGAACAAGCCAAGUUUUUUUUCUUACAUUUUGUUUGUGUAUACUUUUUGUAUAUUGUGCCAAUUCAGUAUUAGUCAAUAGUGUAAUUUAAGUUGACCCUAAUGAGGCUUUGUGUAUUUUUUGUUGUUGUUUUUUAGAAAAGUGUUUUGUUGCUCUUAAAGGAAUAUUCCAUGUUCAAUACUAGUGGUCGACUGAUAUAUCGCUGAUAUUUGGUAUUUUUAAAUUAUCGGCAACGGUUACAUUUUAUUUUCAGUUUUCCCGAUUAGUUUAAGCCACAAUGGUGCUUAGAAUCGUCUGAUUCACGUGAAGGAGCUGUCUGAGACAUGUACAUGACCAAUCACAGUUGCAUUUUGAAAGUUUCAAAAGUAUAGCUGUAAACAAUAUGCAUGUUAACAUGAUUUUAGUUUUAAAGCUUCGUUGCCACUACAACGUAAUGCCGUAAACCCUAAAAUGACCAAAAAAAAAAAAACUAUUUGAACAACUUUACAGCUCAAAUAAUGCAUGAGUUUUAACAAAAUAAUUAAUGUAAAUGCUUUUACGAACACAUUUGCGAAUUCGCCGUUAUUCCUCCUCAUUCGAAAUGUAAAUUCAAGCCAGCUGACCCGUAACCAAGGAAUUUUGGGUUAAGGAACGAUAGUUUUGAAGGAAAACAGACGAAAAUGCACCUUGCCAUCUUCACCAACAUGCGACUGAUGCUUCUUUUAACUUUACGCAAGGUUGCGGCAUUUACAGUAGCGGUUCUAGCUUGUAAGGCAUCCUGGGCGAAACCCGCUUCAGCACUCCCCCCGAAAGAUGCCGCCCUGGGCAACUGCCCAUGUCGCCCCUGCCUAAAUCCACCAGUGGGCAUUUAUAAGAAAGGGGUGAGGUUUAAGCGGACUAAAUGAUUGCAGAAGUCAUGCAUACGUCACCAGAGAGAAGUCUGUCAUUUCACCAGAAAAUCGAGUUAUUACAUUUUGAUUAAAGAUUACAAGGUCAAAAAUUAAAAAAAUAAACAAAACAUAUGCAUGGAUGAAUCUUUUACAACAAGAUCAAUAACAUGCAUUUAGAAAAUAGAUAGGGUGAAUUUUCAUUUCAUGCCGACUUAAAGCUUUUUUUCUGCCUUUAAACCCUCCAUAAAUUGGCCCCAUUCACUUCCAUUGUAAGUGCCUCACUGUAACCUCGAUUUUUUUCUUUUUUUUUCUUUUUAAGAAAAGGAGGGACGAGUCUAAAUAUUUUUUGUGGUGAUCAACAUUAUGCCUGUCGAUUGAGCUUAACUUGUAUUGAAACCAGAAUAUUCCUUUGAAUGGUUUUAUUUGUCACAGUUUUAGUUUAGCCAUGGCAAAAGAGAUAUGCAGCUAUUAGUUAGGGCAGUAAGUCUAGAUAAACCAUACUGUAUCAUACCAUAAAAGUCCCCAAUGUAAGUUCAUGACGGGUCAUGUGGCAUUUUGAAUGGUAAUAUCAGUUCAAAUGUUUAUUGCAUGAAUGUGGUUUGAAAAAUGUUAUACAUUGUUUAUCUUUAUUAAAGGCCUUACAGUAUUACAUUUGAUGUUAUAAUAAUGUUUGUGUUUGUUUUUUAAACAGCUUUUUGUAUGAUUUUUAAUUCAGUGUGUCGUAUGAUGUGCCUAACUUGUUUUAAUGGCUUUUGAAUGAGAUAUUUAAAAAUAGUAUGCCAAAAUUGAAAUGUGUG
This is a messenger RNA of Myxocyprinus asiaticus (Chinese sucker), 3492 nucleotides long. Its product is annotated as equilibrative nucleoside transporter 1-like. Lineage: Eukaryota; Metazoa; Chordata; Actinopteri; Cypriniformes; Catostomidae. Bases 180 to 1523 code for a protein of 447 amino acids. Gene Ontology annotation, cellular component: plasma membrane. Gene Ontology annotation, molecular function: nucleoside transmembrane transporter activity. The record is from RefSeq and is a predicted model, not a curated record. The transcript is spliced from 13 exons. Gene Ontology annotation, biological process: nucleoside transmembrane transport; uridine transmembrane transport.